Erpetoichthys calabaricus (reedfish) is the source of this 2433-nucleotide messenger RNA. RefSeq names its product zinc finger protein OZF-like. Lineage: Eukaryota; Metazoa; Chordata; Cladistia; Polypteriformes; Polypteridae. The transcript is spliced from 3 exons. The coding region runs from base 450 to 2051 and encodes 533 amino acids. The record is from RefSeq and is a predicted model, not a curated record.
ACGCCUUCGUGACACAGACUGACGGGAUAUGUAGUCCUGAAACAAGCUGCGGCGCAAGCGCCUUAUUCCCGGCCCAGUUGCCUAUUGUUUGGAAUUUUUUUGUGUGUAAAUUGAUUUUUAAGUAGACGGUCAAAACCUUUACACACAACCCUGAUUGCUUGUUGCAUGGAACAUUCGGCACAGAGCGAGUGCGACUUUCUAAAAAGCCGCCACUAAAGAGAUCAGCGUGUCCUUUUCAAGGAGAACGAGAAUGGAGGAGGAGGAGUAGGACGGCACGCCAAGGGCGGUGAAUACCAAGAGCUGUUUUUAGAAGUGAAAUAACUCCUGCAGGGACAUGUUUCACAACCUCCAUUCAAUGACCAGAAUUGUAAAGCAGUAAUACAAAAAUGGAGCUGUCUGGGAAAAGCAUGGAACUGCACUCAUUGUGGUCAUUUACAAGGUAGACAGCCAUGGAGCAAAGGAAGGUCAUCAUCAAAGAAGAGGAUUGUGACUGGGAACGUGUCCAUUCCAAAGAGGGCCUCUGCCUGAAGCAAGAGGAUUCUGAAUGGGAACCUCCAAUUAAAAUGGAAGUAACUGAUGACACAGACAUCAACCAUGAGAUGCAAAACCUUGAGUAUCCAAAUAUUUCUAAGGAAGAUGUGUCUUUUGAGAAUGAUUCCAGUUUAAGGACAGGUCAAGUAGUAAAAACAGAAGUGACUGAUUUUAGACCCAUUCAUCAUUUAAUAGACUCAAAAUGCUUUCCUCAGCAGCGUUAUGUCAAUGUUAAGACUGAACCGGCAGAAUUUGAGGACAAUUUUAACAAGGCAAUGUAUUAUAGGAGAGAAGAGCCUGAACAGCCAUCACUUGCAAUGCACACUGGAAAGUCAGAUUUAAAAGAAAAGAGUAGCUGUUCCGCACCCUCCUUUGUUCAGAAUGGUCUUCAGUGCAGAGUUCAAAGAAAACCACAUGUCAAAAAAAAGAAAAAGUCGGUGGCAACGUUGGACGUCUUGGAAUCUCUGCCGUUGCAAUAUGGUUCUUUACCUGUGGAGAAACUGACAAAAAUAACUGCCCUGCAGAUUCAGAAUAAAUGCACGCAGAGUGCAAAUCCAACGUCAAUGUUUAUCUGCCAAGACUGUGGGAAAAGCUUUAAAUGGAAAUCUCAUUUUAAGGCACAUCAGAGCAUUCACAGUACAGAGAAGCCAUACUGCUGUUCUGAAUGCGGGAAGUCAUUUUCACAUAUAAGCAACCUUCAAAAGCACACACGAACUCACACAGGUGAGAAACCCUAUUGCUGUUCUGAGUGUGGUAAGAGAUUCUCACGCAGAGGCAAUCUCCAGUCCCACACAAGAAUUCACACAGGAGAGAAGCCUCAUUGUUGCUCUCAAUGUGGCAAGCGAUUCUCACGCAGAGGUCAUCUUCAGGCACACACAAGAAUCCACACUGGAGAAAAACCAUACUGCUGUCCUGAAUGUGGCAAACGAUUCUCCCAUGUGGGCAGUCUUUACACUCACAAAAGGAUUCACUCUGGAGAGAAGCCACAUUGCUGCUCUGAAUGUGGCAAGCGAUUUUCACAUAUAAGCAAUCUUCAGAAACACUCGAGAAUUCAUAUUGUGGGGAAGCCACAUAUCUGUGCUGAAUGUGGCAAACGAUUCUCUUACAUCUGUGCCCUUCAAGUCCAUACUCGAAUGCACACUGGAGAAAAGCCGUAUUGCUGUCCAGAAUGUGGCAAGCGAUUUUCUCUCAUAAGCAAUCUUCAUAGUCACCGGAAAAUUCACAGUGGAGAGAAACCACAUUCUUGUGUUGAAUGUGGCAGACGAUUCUCAUGCAGUGGCAGUCUGAAGAGGCAUACAGUAAUUCAUACUGGAGAGAGGCCACACUGCUGUGAUGAAUGUGGAAAGAGAUUCUCACGCAUCAGCAGUCUCCAGAGACACACAAGAAUUCACACGGGAGAGAAACCGUAUUGCUGUUGUGAAUGCAGUAAAAGAUUCACAGAUAGACGACAACUCAAGAGGCAUCAUCGUAUUCACGUGGGGCAAAAGAUGGAACUCUGUGCGAAGAUGGACUCUGUCUGAUUAAAAUGAUUUGAAAGAAUGCAGCAUAUGAUGGCCACUGUCAUGCAGAUUGUUUUGUCUUGCCCCAUAUUUAAACUGAAUUUGCAGCUCAUCAGGAAGUAUUACAAGACCUCAGUUAUUUCAAGCUUCAACAUUAUUUAAAGGAACUUGAGCAUUAUUUGUUUUUCUUUUUAAAGUACUAAAAAAAUGGAAAAUCAGUGCUAAGAAAGACUAAGGGGCAUAAAAGAAAUAUUGUGAUCAGUUAGAAAAUGAAAGUAAAGUAUCAGUUUGUGUUUCAUGUGCUGACCUUGCAGAUGAUUCCAGUUCUGAAUUGUGUGUCAUACAUUGAGUAUGUCUGUAACGUGCACUCUAACUUAUCAAUAAAAAAUGUAUUUUAAUUUCA